This is a messenger RNA of Helianthus annuus (common sunflower), 3687 nucleotides long. RefSeq names its product MDIS1-interacting receptor like kinase 2-like. The transcript has 2 exons. The coding region runs from base 2183 to 3361 and encodes 392 amino acids. Gene Ontology annotation, biological process: protein phosphorylation. NCBI's taxonomy places the organism in Eukaryota, Viridiplantae, Streptophyta, Magnoliopsida, Asterales, Asteraceae. Gene Ontology annotation, molecular function: ATP binding; protein kinase activity. The record is from RefSeq and is a predicted model, not a curated record.
UUCUUAAACAAUCAUGGCAGCAUUUAAAAUCAUCUUGUGUCUUCUCUUUUAUAUUACAUUUGUUUCUUUGUUGCCAUUAAAGGCCACAUCAACAUCGAGAACACAAUCUGAAGCACUUAUUAAAUGGAAGAAUACCUUGUCACAAUCACCAUCUUCAUUGAAUUCUUGGUCUUCAAGAAACAUUCAGAAUCUCUGCAACUGGACCGGUAUUAUGUGCAAUGAAGGUGGUGUAGUUUACAAGAUUAGCCUCCCAAAUUCAUCGCUUUCGGGUACAUUAACAUACUUUCAGUUUUCUUCAUUUCCAAAUCUUACCCAUUUCGACUUAAACAAUAACGAAGUUAGCGGUGUGAUCCCAGCCGCCAUUCGCAACCUCUCGAGCAUUGUGUACUUGGAUUUGAGCUCGAAUCGUUUUGAAGAUGAAAUCCCAUCGGAGAUUGGAAGGCUAACACAAUUAAGAUAUCUUGAUCUUAAUAAUAAUAAUCUUAAUGGUGCUAUCCCAGUUCAAAUAAGUAAUCUUCAAAAGGUAUUGUACUUGAAUCUUGGAGGGAAUUACUUGACUGAUCCAAACUGGUCUGACUUUUCAUCUAUGCCAGCGUUGACUUUUCUCGGUCUUUACUAUAAUGAACUUGAAAAUGCAUUUCCUGAUUUUAUUCUCCAGUGCAAGAAGUUGACUAUUCUUGAUUUGUCAUUAAACCAUUUGAAUGGCUCAUUACCUAAAUCAAUUUACAAUCUUGCAAAAUUAAAAGAGCUUAGACUAGGAACCAACCAGUUUUCCGGUCCAAUUUUGCAGGAUUUAGGUUUAUUCCCCGAUCUUGAAGUCAUUGAAUAGUUUGAAAAUCUAUUUGAAGGAACAAUCCCUUCUUCUAUAGGUCAGCUUAAAAAUCUCCGGCACCUAGAUCUCCAUUCGAAUCAACUCAAUUCUUCAAUUCCUUAUGAGCUUGGAUUCUGUUCUAAUCUCACAUUCUUGGCCCUUGCUGGAAACUCAUUUACCGGCGAGUUGCCAUUGUCUCUGUCCAAUCUGACCCAGAUUACUGAUCUUGGUCUAUCUGAAAAUAACUUUUCUGGUGAAAUUUCUUCAGAAUUGGUCACCAAUUGGACUAGAUUGGUCUCUUUGCAGGUUCAAAAUAAUCUCUUCACCGGAACAAUCCCACGGGAGAUUGGUCUAUUGUCAGAUCUCACUCUUCUUUUUCUUUACAAUAAUAGUUUCACUGGCUCCAUUCCUUUGGAGAUUGGAAACUUGGAAAAUCUUCUAAGAUUGCAUCUUUCUGACAACCAGAUUUCAGGUCCACUACCCUCUACAAUCGGAAAAUUGGUUAAUCUUCAAUCUAUUAAGCUUCAUUCCAAUAAUCUCAGUGGAAUAAUUCCUGCAGACUUAGGCAAGAACAAUCCGUUUUUAACAACUGUUAGCUUUUCAAACAAUAGUUUCUCUGGAGAACUACCUUCGGGUUUGUGCAGUAGCUUUCGGUUUGAGCUGUUCACCGUGAAUGGCAAUAACUUCACAGGGUUGUUACCAGAUUGCAUAAAGAACUGCACGAGCCUACGUCGAAUCAGGCUAGAUGGAAACCAGUUCUAUGGGGACAUUUCACAAGUAUUUGGUGUCCAUCCUAAUCUCACAUACAUCAACCUCAGUGACAAUCUAUUUACAGGUGAAAUCAGUCCUGACUUUGGAAAUUUGCAAAACCUAACCAAUCUACAAUUGGAAAGGAACAGAAUCUUUGGAAAAAUCCCCCCCGAGCUUGGAGAUUUGCAACGAUUAGGCGCUCUACGACUAGAAUGGAACCAACUUUCUGGAAAAAUCCCAAGUGAACUAGGGAAAUUAAACAAUUUGUUCAAUCUCAAUCUCGGCAACAAUCUGUUAAGUGGACAAAUCCCUCAAAGUUUAGGCAACUUAACAAGUCUCCAAGAUCUCGAUCUAUCCGCAAACAAUCUGAAUGGAAGCAUACCAACAACAAUAGGAAAUUGUGUAAGGUUAACAAGCUUAAACUUGAGCAACAAUGAUUUUUCAGGAGAAGUACCAUCACAAAUCGGAAACUUAUUGGGAUUAAACUACCUCUUAGAUCUAAGCAGCAAUUCAUUCUCUGGAAGAAUUCCUCAAGAUCUGUCAAAGCUUAAGACACUUCAGAACCUCAACCUCUCACACAACAACUUCUCAGGUCAAAUUCCUCAAUCACUAGCUACAUCCAUGAUUAGCUUACAAUUUAUCGAUCUCUCGUACAAUAAUUUCUCCGGUCCAAUCCCAAACGUCGGUAUAUUCAAACAAGCACCAGCAGCAUCCUUUACCGGAAAUCCAAAUCUGUGUGGAUCCGAAAAAGGAAUAUCUCUGUGCAACAUCAAAAGCACAACAAAGAAAUCCAGAGAAAAUAAACUGAUUAUUUCAGUUCUCGUACCGGUUCUCAGUUUCGUUUUGAUAGCAACGCUGAUUGCUAUCUUCUGUAUAAUUACUCGACAAAGAUCAAAAGAUAUCGACGAAGAGACAACAGAUACUGAUACAAUUACCUUCGCUAAUAUCAUGAAUGCUACUGAAAACUUCGACGAGAAGUAUUGCAUUGGAAAAGGAAGCUUCGGAAGUGUGUACAAAGCGACAUUACCUACCGGACAGAUUGUGGCGGUGAAGCGGAUGAAGACGACGAGUACCGAUGAAGUUCCGUCGAAAAACAAGCAGAGCUUCGAGAACGAGAUACGAGCACUAACAGAAGUUCGUCACCGGAAUAUUAUCAAACUGUACGGCUACUGCUGCAAAGAAAGCAGGAUGUAUUUGGUGUAUGAAUAUAUGGAGAAGGGUAGUUUGGGAAAUGUACUUUAUGGAGUAGAGGCAAUAUUGAAUUUGGAUUGGGCUACGAGGGUUAACAUUGUCCAAGACCUUGCACACGCGUUAGCUUACUUGCAUCAUGACUGCAAUCCUCCUAUUGUUCAUCGGGACGUCUCAAUAAAUAAUGUUUUACUCGAGGCUGAGAUGGUUCCACGUUUGUCAGAUUUUGGGACGGCCAAGCUGUUGAACCCGGACUCGAGUAACUGGACAAGCGUUGCUGGAUCCUACGGUUACAUGGCACCAGAACUUGCACUCACGAUGAAGGUUACAGAGAAAUGCGACGUUUACAGCUUUGGAUUCGUAACGUUUGAGAUUAUGAUGGGGAGACAUCCUGGGGAACUUUUAACGUCUCUACAAUCGUCCUCAACCUCCCCAGAAAGUCUAGUUUUGUUGUUAAAAGAUAUCUUAGACCAAAGGCUUUUGCCUCCGACAGACAAAGAGACCGAACAAGUGGCACGUGUACUCAAUGUUGCUCUAGGUUGCACGCGUGUAUCACCAGAGUCAAGACCUUCAAUGCGCACCGUCGCCCAAGAACUAUCACCUAGGACUUAAUCCUUGCCUACCGAGCAUUUGUUACAAAAAUACAAAGAAACAUCCACGUUGUUUAUACAUACCUAAUUAUUUGGGCAUAGACAUGGGGAUUCCAAUCUAAACUACAAGGCAGCUCAAGGUGUUGUGAGGCCUGAAACAAUCUUUGCAGUUAACGCUGAUAAAAAUUUCAACACGAAUUAGUUUACCUUUAUAUGAAGUUUUGUUUUUAGCUUUAUAUCAAGCAAGUUUAUUAACUAAGUUCUUCGGUUAAUAUUUUGUUAACUAGGUUUAACAAUGUAAAUUAUAUAAUUUAUAACUAUAUAGAUAAUCUAAGGAGAAAGUGAAUA